Molecule: messenger RNA, 1321 nt
Organism: Saccostrea cuccullata (small rock oyster)
Lineage: Eukaryota; Metazoa; Mollusca; Bivalvia; Ostreida; Ostreidae
Exons: 4
Coding region: 212-1084 (290 amino acids)
Source: RefSeq, a predicted model, not a curated record
AAAUCAUGUUAAGUACACUAUUUCCUAGCUGGACUUGUGUUUAUUCACACAAAAGUGUAUAUUCACAUCAGAGCGGGAAUAUUACUAGUGAGCAUUAGCUUACCGAUUUAUUUUUCUUUCAGAUGGUGCGUGUGAGAACGGAGGCUCCCUGUACUCCCCUGCUGGAGGCAAUACCCGCUGUUACUGGGUAAGCGGGAUAAGCACUUCUGCUAUGGACGCCAAACAAAAAUGCACCGAUUCCAAUGGGGAGUUAGCCCUGAUCCCGGACCCAUCAGUAAACAGUUUUAUUGCGGAACUUAUUAUGAAUAAAGGAUACACAGUAUUUUGGUUCUACAUCGGAUACAGAUAUUUAAAAAAUGAACUCAAGAGUAUGACAAAUAAUGAUUUACAAACUUGGGCUGAAUGGGAGCUAGGAGAACCGACAAACGUCCAGUAUGAGGAUUACGUCGCUGUACAAUUAGUAGGGAACAUUUUAAAAUGGCACAAUGUUAUGGUGACCGCAUCCAAUUUCAGAUCUCUGUGUAUGAGUUCAUAUACUACCACAUCUACCGAAGCACCAGAUACUACAUCUAUCGAAGCACCAGAUACCACCACAUCGACCGAAGCAUUAGAAACCACAUCGACCGAAGCACCAGAUACCACCACAUCGACCGAAGAACUAGAUAGCACCACAUCGACCGAAGCACCAGAUACCACCACAACGACCGAAGCACCAGAUACCACCACAUCGACUACAGCACCUGGUACCAUCCCCACCGCUACAGCAUUAGCUUCAUCUACUGAAGCAGCCGCAUUUACCGGUACACCUUGCAACUGUACGUGUGCACAGACUCCCACCAAAAACCUAACUGAUGAAGUUUUGGAAGAAAUUCAAAAAAUGAAGAAAGAACUUGAAGUAGACAAAACCAUAUUGUCCUCCACAAUAAGAAGUAAAACCAGUGCUGAGGACCCCCGUCCCUCUGCUACAUUUGUCGGGGGGACUUUUAGCGUCGUAUUCAUGACUUUCAUCUUUGGGGGGUUUGUACUCAUGGAUUUUCCAGUCUUGGUAGCAUUGGUAAAACAAAUGAUGGCUUUCAUCAGAUGAAUAAAUUAACACGUUGGAUUGAAUAUGAAAUCAGAUAUGAGAGGGAAAAAUAAUCAUUCUUAUCAUCCAGCAACCACGAGAAACUGUUAUAUUAAGAACUAGGAAUAUCUAAUUUAAUUCGCCUGUGUGUGUACUGUCUUCCUUUUAGGUGUUACAUGUACAUCAUCGUUUCCAAAUAUGUUAGUCAACAUUAAACCAUAUGCAUACAACAUGUAUAUGGGCAAAUUUGGGCAGUCA